AUGAACUUCCUUCAGCCAAUCUUCGCUCUUCUUUUCAGCAUUACCUUUUCUCACGCAUGCCUGACCCUUGACGGCGUGUAUACUGUUUCUGGUGCUCAUUCUAAUACAAUCUCUGCAACCCUCAACGAUAACGGGAAAGUUACCUGCAAAUUCAGUGGCACCAUUGACCAAGACCAUUACUUCGCGAACUGCAUUCCAACAUUUGCAUCAUACAUCCACAGAGAUUUGACCAAGCUUGCUUACAGCAAUGACGGUCGGGAAUAUGUGAUCGACGUUAAAGCGACGAGAGACUUCAACAACUUUGAGAUCUACGAUAGGCUCUCUGCUCGAGCGUUCUGUGAAUAGUUUUUCUCAAAUCUAUCAUCUUGAUUGCUGCACAGCAACGUUGAUCUUCCCCACCUUUUCAUUGCCUUGCUUAGUUUCAGACACAAAACAAAAAAACACAUUUCGAUAUCACAAUGAAGUUCGCUUUGUUGCUUUUGGUUCUCCUCGCAUCCUUGGCCAAUGCCUGCCUCGUCUUUCACGCAAUCUACGAUCGGGAC
Pseudogymnoascus verrucosus is the source of this 542-nucleotide messenger RNA. RefSeq lists its product as uncharacterized. Bases 1 to 345 code for a protein of 114 amino acids. Lineage: Eukaryota; Fungi; Ascomycota; Leotiomycetes; Thelebolales; Thelebolaceae. The transcript has 2 exons. The record is from RefSeq and is a predicted model, not a curated record.